Onthophagus taurus is the source of this 612-nucleotide messenger RNA. NCBI's taxonomy places the organism in Eukaryota, Metazoa, Arthropoda, Insecta, Coleoptera, Scarabaeidae. The record is from RefSeq and is a predicted model, not a curated record.
AUGUGUUUACACGUUACGGUUUUAUCGGCAGACGACUGGAGGUCGUUUACGCUGAUCCUUCAGGCUUUGGACUACAGCAAUCAUUCCGUCCCAGCAGUAACCAACCUAAUAGAUGAAGCAACUUACUCCGGACUGAUAGAUCCUAGUGCAGAAUGGCAUACUUUAAAUCAUAAUGGAGCCAGAACGAGACUGACUUACAGGAUAAGAGUGAAAUGCGAUGAUUUUUACUACAAUUUAACGUGUACGAAAUUCUGUAGAGCUCGUGAUGACCCUUUCGGUCAUUAUAGAUGCAAUCCAAACGGCGAUAAGGAAUGUAUAGAAGGAUGGAAAGGAACUAAUUGUGAAGAACCUGUUUGUAAAAAUGGAUGUCAUCCAAUCCACGGAAAAUGCGAUAAACCUGGUUCAUGCAAAUCCCAAAGGACAAGAAGACAACGACGUAGUUCCAUCGAGGAAGAAGCCUCGAGAUAUUGGUUAUAUUGGGUCGUAUCUAGAUCUUGUGGUGGACACGAUCUUCGGCCGCGCAUUAAAGAAGAUCCGUACUCUACGGGUGGCGGUGGUCUUCGCGUCGUGACCACUUAUGCUGAUCUUCAAGAAGACGUUUUUGUUGGUUGA